Molecule: messenger RNA, 1505 nt
Organism: Trematosphaeria pertusa
Lineage: Eukaryota; Fungi; Ascomycota; Dothideomycetes; Pleosporales; Trematosphaeriaceae
Product: RNA-binding domain-containing protein
Exons: 4
Coding region: 144-1259 (371 amino acids)
Cellular component (GO): ribonucleoprotein complex; nucleus; cytoplasm
Molecular function (GO): mRNA binding
Source: RefSeq, a predicted model, not a curated record
CGGUUCGACAAUCUCCAUCACCUCAAGCAACCAACUGUUCACGGUCGACCUUUAAUUUAGGUUUACCAGGACUCCAAAGUUUCCUCAACUUUACUGCACGGUUCGAUACUUUCGUGUCAUCAAUCUCCAAAACUUCAACAAAAAUGUCCGCCGCUGUCGACAGUGUUACCGCCCAGAUGGCCACUACCUCCCUCGACAACACCACCGAGACCACCGGUGCUCAGCCUGCGGCAGCCGAGAACGAGGCUGUCCUUGCCAGCGCCGCCGAGGGUAGGCGACUCUAUAUCGGGAACCUCGCGUACGCGACCACCGAGGGGGAGUUGAAGGACUUCUUCAAGGACUACCUUGUCGAGUCCGUCACCAUUCCCACCAACCCGCGCACCUCUCGCCCAGUCGGAUAUGCCUUCGUUGCGCUCUCGACGCCUACCGAGGCUGAGCGCGCCAUCGCCGAGCUGAACGGAAAGGCUAUUCUCGAGCGCAAGGUCUCGAUCCAGCUUGCCCGCACUCCGGAGGCUCACGCUGAGGGCUCUGGUAGCGGCGCGGAGGGUGCUAGCGGUACUGAGCACCGUCGCCGUGCUUCCACCCGGGGACGUGGCCGCGGUCGUGGCCGUGGCGGUCGUGCUGGACGUGGUGGUCGCAAGGCCGACGGUGCCGAGGGUGCCGAACAAGUUGAAUUCGUCGACGCUGCCCCUGCCGACAGCGCUCCAACAAAUGUACCGGGCCAAGUCAUUCCACUCACCGAGACGACGAACGAAGCGCUUACAGCUGACAAGGGCACCGACGCCAAGAAGCCUGCUCCUCCCCGUGAGCGCAAGCAGCGUGGUCCACCUGAGGACGGUGUCCCCUCCAAGACUAAGGUCAUGGUUGCCAACCUGCCCUAUGACUUGAAGGAAGACAAGCUCAUGGAGAUCUUCAAAGACUACUCGCCCGUCAACGCUAAGAUCGCCCUUCGCCCCAUUCCUCGCUUCAUGGUCAAGAAGCUCCAGGCCCGCGGCGAGCCUCGCAAGGGCCGUGGUUUCGGCUUCGUCACGCUCGGCUCCGAGGAGCUCCAGCAGAAGGCCUGUGCCGAAAUGAACGGAAAGGAGAUCGAGGGUCGUGAGAUCGCUGUUAAGGUCGCGAUCGACUCCCCCGGCAAGGAGGAUGACCACCCCGAUGCUCCCGCAGAGGGCGAGGAAGCCACCACCACCGCCGCUGUUCCGGCUGAGGGCGCUACUACCACCACCACCGAGACCCCGGCUGCUGAGCCCGCUGCGGCCUAAGGGCGUUCAGCACCUCGGAGGCAUGCUGGCGGAAUCGUGCAGGGUCCAUGGCCUUAGUUCUAGGACCUGGUUGUACUUUGCCGUUUGUGUGUAUGGGAAGGACGUUUUCGGAGUUGCCUAUCCAUUUAUCUUAUGCUAGACAUCUAGGCACUGGUUUACUUUUAGUCGAGUUACAGGGUCGGAAAAGUGAAUCGGAGUCUUUAUCGGCUAGGUCUGGGUAGGGCCGGUUUAUCGGGAAAGUUUGUC